Messenger RNA from Chilo suppressalis (striped riceborer), 4822 nucleotides. NCBI's taxonomy places the organism in Eukaryota, Metazoa, Arthropoda, Insecta, Lepidoptera, Crambidae. The record is from the annotation of a GenBank genome assembly.
GGCUGUAAAUAUCCUUUUCUAUUUUUUUUACCUAAACGUCAAAUUGACAGUGACAUAUUAUGUUAUUAUUUUCGCGCCAUUUCAUAAGUCUGCGGAGAAUAUUUUGUAAUUUAUAAAUCCCUUUUUUAUGUGCGUUUUUACGUGUUAAUUUAUGAAAUUAUGGCCGACUCUAUUGCCGGACAAAGGGCUAAGCGACAAAAAGUUGAUAAACACGGUCGUUUAUCAGCUCUGGAAAAGCUGAAGCAGCUAAAAGGAAAAGGCUCCAAGCAUAAGUAUGAUGUUGAUGAACUGGAAAAUGUGUAUGAGACUGUUGAUGAAAAAGAAUACACAGAACGAGUGUUACAACGACAGGAAGACGACUGGAUAGAAGACGAUGAUGGUACAGGCUAUGUAGAAGAUGGGAGAGAGAUAUUUGAUGAUGAUGAGAUUGAGGAUACAUAUGUGGCUGUCAACAAUAAAGACUCCAAUCGAGGCCAAAAAAGAAAGGCUAGGGUGGCAGCUGAACCCUCGGUGAAAGGCAACAUAAGGAACCUGCUCGGUGCAAUGCCAUCAAAGAAAAAAGAGGAUGUAAAACUGUCUGAUGACAAUAUUUUAUCAGAUAUCAUGUCAGAUUUGGAUGGUUCUACUGCUGCAAUAAAGCCAAAAGCUCUGUUACCCCGCAAGAGUAACAUUGUCACAUCAACAAAGAAGGAGGCUCAAAACUACUUCAAGAGCUUGUCGACUGCUGUGAAAAAACCCACUGCAGUUACCACAUCUAACCCCCCAUCUGCUGCUGUGAAAAGUGAGGAUGUCAACAAUGAAGCAACCAAAGAAAUUAUUGAGAAUAAAAAUGAAAAUAUUGUAAAAGAUGAUUGUGCAAAACCAACCAGUAACCUUAAAACUGCUAAGUUUAAUGAAUGGAAGAUAGACAAGGAAAUAAAACAAGAAAUUGAUGAUUCAGCAACGCAGAACAUUGAGGAGUUCCAAUCUCAGGAUAUAGAUUUUGGUGACGAUUUCAGCAAUGAUUUAGCUCCUGUCAUUGCUGCAGAAAAAAAACUUAUCCCUACAGAUAAAGCCACUGAAGUUAAAAAGGAAGCCAUGCCUAAUUCAAGUAGCACUAUCACAGAUAUGGCAGAGGAAUUUCUAAAUGAAGAUUUUGAUAUUUUCCCAGCAGAGAAAAAAGAGUCGCCCAAGCAAUUGAAGCCUCUUUCAAGCACAUGGUCGGAUCAAAUGAAUGAUAAUCAAAUACCAACUUCUGUCCAAUCAGACGGUCAAUUGCCUCUGCAGACCAAUGAGAAUGGGGAAAAGGUUCUCAGAUUCUACUGGCUGGAUGCAUGGGAAGACAGAUUCGUGAAACCAGGAGUAGUAUAUUUGUUUGGCAAAGUUUAUGCCAAUCCAGCCAAUAAGAAGGAAGGCGGUCUUUCAUGCUGUGUGGUUGUGAAGAAUGUCAAUAGGCAAUUAUUCUUAUUGCCAAGAGAAUAUAAAUUAGACCCAGUUACUUUAGAAGCCACUGACCAAGAAGUAACUAUGAUGGACCUCUAUGAAGAGUUUAACAGCUCGAUAGCCAGCGAUUUGGGUUUGAAAGAAUUCAAAUCACGAAAAGUUACAAAGAACUACUCAUUCAACUUGCCUGAUAUACCGGCACAAUCGGAUUACUUAGAAGUCCGUUAUUCUGCUACUUUCCCCUCUCCACCUGUUGGUAAACAGUAUUUAACGUUUUCUCAUAUAUUCGGCGCAAAUACAUCUUCUCUAGAAACUUUCUUGCUGGAACGAAAGAUAAAAGGUCCAUGUUGGCUAGAAAUCAAACAACCAGAAAAUGUGCUAGCUAAAGUGUCUUGGUGCAAACUAGAGGCUGCCUGUGAUAAAAUCGAAAAUAUAUCCGUCAUCAGGAAUAAUUCUGAACAAUUGGAACCGCCUCCUAUAGUGGUUGCUACAAUCAAUAUGAGAACCACAAGUGAUGCUAAAACAAGGAAAACGAAGAUAUUAAUGAUAAGCUGCUUAGUACAUAAUAGUUAUCCGAUACAUAAACCACCGCCAAAUCCACCCUUCCAACAACACUUCUGUAUAAUGACAAAAUGCAAUGAAAUUUGGCCAUUAGACCUCAAACAAGCUCUAUCUCAAUACAAGUCAACAAAACUUACGAAAUGCGACUCUGAAAGAGAAAUGCUGAACUAUUUUAUGGUCCAGUUCUGGAAACUGGAUCCAGAUUUAGUUGUAGGUCACGAUUUGCAAGGAUUCCAACAAGAUUUGCUAAUCGGAAACAUUUUAGACUUGCACAUAUCUAACUGGUCACGUCUAGGGCGUCUCAAAAGAUCUGUCGCCCCUCAAAGAAAGUAUGCGGCCAAAGACGCAUUUUUAGGACGCCUCGUUUGCGAUAUUAAACUAUCAGCCAUGGAAUUAAUAAGAGCCAGAAGUUUCGACCUCGACACCUUGUGUACAGACGUCUUAAAAAUGAAGGAAGGCGAAAGAGUAGAUGUAGCUUUAGAAGACUUGCCGAGGUAUUACGAAAAUAGUGGGGACUUACUACAGUUGGUUUCACUGAGUAUGCAGGAUUGUUCUUAUAUUUUGAAAAUAAUGUGUGAAUUGAAUGUUAUUCCGUUGGCCCUACAAAUAACACAGAUCGCGGGUAACGUUAUGUCUCGCACUCUGAUGGGUGGUCGCUCGGAGAGAAACGAAUUUUUGUUACUACACGCCUUUACAGAGAAAAAUUACAUUGUGCCCGAUAAAAUGUACGGGCGUAAUAAGACUGUUGAGGCUGAAGAAGAUCAUGAUGACAAAGAUGAAGCGACCACUAGCAAUGUCUCAAAGAAACAAGGGAAGAAAAAAGCUGCUUACUCUGGUGGAUUGGUCUUGGAUCCCAAAAAGGGGUUUUAUGAUAAACUUAUCCUACUCAUGGACUUCAACUCACUAUACCCAAGUAUCAUUCAGGAAUAUAACAUUUGCUUCACCACUAUCAAGAGAAAAAGCACAACGACUUCUGAUGAUGAUAUCGCAAAUUUAGUUCUACCGGGCCCUAAAGCAGAGUUCGGUGUACUUCCUACGCAAAUCAGAAAACUAGUAGAGAGUAGGCGAGAAGUAAAAAAACUUAUGAAAUCACCUGAUCUACCGCCGGACCAAUAUAUGCAGUACAAUAUAAGGCAAAUGGCUCUUAAAUUAACUGCCAAUUCGAUGUACGGCUGUCUCGGUUUUACACAUUCGAGAUUUUAUGCUAAACCACUGGCAGCAUUAGUCACUAUGAAAGGAAGAGAGAUAUUGAUGGACACCAAAGAAAUAGUCCAAAAACUGAACUAUGAUGUUGUAUAUGGAGAUACGGACAGUUUGAUGAUCAACACCAAUAUCUUAGAUUACGAUUACGUAUUUAAAAUCGGCAAUGACUUGAAAAGAGAAAUCAACAAAAAGUAUAAACAAAUAGAACUUGAUAUCGAUGGAGUAUUUAGAUACUUACUGCUUUUGAAAAAGAAGAAGUAUGCUGCCGUUCUCAUAAGUAAAAAUAAAAAUGGCGAGUUUGUGUUCACUCAGGAACAUAAAGGUCUAGAUAUCGUGCGACGAGAUUGGUCGCAGCUAGCGGCCGAAGCUGGCAAGUUCAUAUUGAGUCAGAUACUCUCAGAGCAAUCAGCUGACGAGAGAUUAGAAAGUAUACAAACACAUCUCAAUAAACUCAAAGAUGACCUUAUGAGUAACAAAAUUCCUUUAUCUCUGUUAACUAUCACUAAACAACUUACCAAAAACCCUAACGAAUAUGCUGAUAAGAAUUUACAACCCCAUGUUCUGGUGGCUUUACGACUCAAUAACAAAAAUAGUAGAAGAUUUAAAAAGGGAGACAUUGUUCCCUAUAUAAUUUGUGAAGAUGGUACCGACAGGUCGGCGGUACAGCGUGCUUAUCACAUAGAAGAAUUAAAGAACAGUGAAUCUCUUAAAAUUGACAACAGAUACUACUUAGCACACCAGUUACAUCCAGUUAUAUCGAGGAUAUGCGAACCAAUAGAAGGAAUGGACCCCGCUCGAGUUGCAGACUGCCUCGGCUUAGAUCCAUCCGGAUACAAACACAUCAUAAAGAAAGAGAACCAAAACACAGAAACGUAUGAAGUGGAAAACGAGCAGGAAAAAUAUAGAUACUGUAAAGAGUUCACAUUCGUGUGCAUCAACGAGAAAUGUAAAACAGUGAACAGAGUGAAAGAAACAUUUGUAAAAAUCGACAAAGAGAAUGUAUCGUUUUUGGAGAGGUGUCAGAAUGAUAAGUGUUCGAUAAGGCCUAUGGAUUAUUUGGCGUGUAUACAGAAUCAGUUGACCUUGCAGAUUCGUCAAUAUCACGCUCAGUAUUACAGUGGUUGGUUAUCUUGCGAGGACCCCGCGUGUGAUUACCGCACUGCAAGGUUACCUCAAACCUUUGCCGGCGGGUACCCUCUAUGUAGACAAUGCGAAAAGGGUGUAAUGUUCCGAGAGUAUACUGAGAAAGAUCUCUAUCUACAAAUAAACUUCUUCUUUUUCUUAUUCGAUUUGAGUAAACCUAACAACUCGAAACUGAAAGUAUCUUCACAAUUGGCGUUGGCGUUCCAAUCUUUGAAGGAAAUAGUGGAGGACUGGCUCACCCACUCCGCUUACUCUAUAAUAAAUCUCUCCAAAUUGUUCAGAUUCUUCACACUCGAUCCCAAAUCAGGAAACAACGAAACGUCCAAUCCUCAAGUAGAAAUAGAUAUUUUGCCUGAGACUGAACAAAUAGACGCAUUACUGGAAAUGGGUGUUUACUAAAUGUGUAUAUUUUAAUAUUUGACCUUUUUAAGAUAUCAUGUUACAUUGUAUAUUUAUAAAACAAUAUUUUCUAAAUAAAAAUCGCAAACCAAAC